Molecule: messenger RNA, 1718 nt
Organism: Hymenoscyphus albidus
Lineage: Eukaryota; Fungi; Ascomycota; Leotiomycetes; Helotiales; Helotiaceae
Source: the annotation of a GenBank genome assembly
AGCAAAAGACCUAGGAGGAUAGAAAACCAACAACCUCGUUUAAUUCCCCCACCAAACUCAGAACCCCCCUCUCGACCCGGAACCAGCAGAGGAAGAGAAUGGGCCGAUCGAACCAAAGAAUUUGCAUCCCGCGCAUCAAGUUGCGGUCGCUUCUCCGCGAGAAGAAAGUUAAACGCCUAUAAUGGCCCGCGCCGGCCGCGCAUAGGAGCACCAUCCGAUUUCCGCCAUGUAGCACAAGCAAUGCCCACUCGAAGCCCGGCUACCUUCAGACCCUUAGAACUAAGUAUAUACCGGGAAGAGAGACUAUCUCCCUUACUUCCUCACUUUGAUGCUUUGGAGGAACUUCCUCGACCGCCUUCGGUGGUGACGCAUACGAGGAGUGAUAGUGCUUUAUCGUUUACGAUUCCUAGAAAGCCUUUGCGCGCAAGCUCGAGAGCUUCGAGUGAGUGGGCUUCGAAUUUUCAGGCGAGACCUGGUUCGAUUAGUGCGCAGGAGUUGUUGGCGAAUAUUGAGAGUGAGCUUCCCCGAGUUCCGGAACAGGCCAGGUUACGUGCUAUGACGGAGCCACCGGCUUAUGAGCGUAUUAAGAGUGCUCUUCACGAGAAAUUUGAGUUGGAACAGAGAUUGAGAGAUAUUGAUGAGGUUAUUGAGGAGAGGAGGAGUGUUUAUUUUAACAGUCGACCGACGUCGAGGGCUCCUUCUAGGGGAGCGAGGAGUAUUUACUCAGAUGUUACGAGAGGUUUGUUUUCCACUUUAUCCUUCAUCCAAUUCAUUUAUGUAUAUAUAACUCAUACUAACAAACCCCAGAACCAAUGCCUCACACACCCAUCUCUCAACCCUCAUUCACCAACCGCCUCGCCUCCUCCACCACCGGCUCAACAAUAACAACAACCAUCAUCGACCGUCCCCAACCUCUACCACUCGAACGACGGCCCAUGCACCCCCUCCAAAUGUCCGCCAUCUCACCAACUGGAAUCCCCACACCACCUCCAAAAUCACCCCUCCGUCCACAGGCUUACACACUCCCUCCACCUCUUCCCCUAACACUCAUCCCCACCAACCAACACCAAGACCAAAACCAAAACCAAACAGCUCACCCCCCACUAAGAAAAAAGAANCCCCUCCGUCCACAGGCUUACACACUCCCUCCACCUCUUCCCCUAACACUCAUCCCCACCAACCAACACCAAGACCAAAACCAAAACCAAACAGCUCACCCCCCACUAAGAAAAAAGAAAUCCUUCAACCGCGUCUCACCCUGGCUCUUCCCCAACAACACCUCCUCACCCCACACCCCCGACGCUGGGCACAAAAGACUCCCAUCCCUAGACUCCAUAACAAACACACCCAAACCCAUCACCGAAAAAGAAGGCUUCUACCAAUGCGUAGAAAUACCCCACAUCAACGAGUCUUACUAUAACUACAACACCAACUACCAUCACAACCGACGGGGAUCUGUUAGUACGCUUUCGAGCGUGGAUACCGUGACGACGACUUAUUCUGAUGAUUUUGAGACGAGGAAUGAGGAGGUGGAGGGGACGUCGGGGACGCCAGAGAGUAGUCCUGGACGGAGGGAUGAGGGUGAGAGGGGUGAGAGGGGGUAUGUGGAGUUUGGGUGUGAAGGGGGGGAUGGUGAUGUGGAUGAGACCGGCAAGGAAGGGGGAGGAGAGGUUGAUAGGCUGGGGGUGAGGAGGAGUAGGGUUGGUGUUGCUUUUUAG